AUGUCAGCUGUUGGAAUUAAUAAGGCACUUACACUUGAUACAAAACACAAGUGUACAGCAAUAUCGGGUUUUACAAAACAUGAGAUUUGCCAAAAGCUUUUCAUACCUAGCCCUUCUAAGCAAAAAGAUUUGGCACUUUUAUAUAAUAUAUUUGAGCAAGCGAUAUCUGAUAUUUG
Acaulospora morrowiae is the source of this 176-nucleotide messenger RNA. NCBI's taxonomy places the organism in Eukaryota, Fungi, Glomeromycota, Glomeromycetes, Diversisporales, Acaulosporaceae. The record is from the annotation of a GenBank genome assembly.